This is a messenger RNA of Mus musculus (house mouse), 2702 nucleotides long. RefSeq names its product predicted gene 12250. Lineage: Eukaryota; Metazoa; Chordata; Mammalia; Rodentia; Muridae. The transcript is spliced from 2 exons. The record is from RefSeq and is marked provisional. Bases 263 to 1516 code for a protein of 417 amino acids.
GUUCUCUUCCCUCUGUUGGCUUGAUUCCUGUGAGGACAGGGCAGCAGCUAGAGAUAAACCUCAGAGCUCUUUAUACACAGCACAGUCUCUUCUGUGGUAGUCACACAGUGCAGCACACUUGGACUUCCAAGUAGCAAACGCCGGUCUGUACAGGUCUGUGUGCAUUUGCUGUUCCUGGUGCAGACGGAAGCUCUUCACUGGACUCAAGGCUUCUGCCAGAAACCUCUUUCUCAAAGGAGCUGUGUCCUGUGUGCCCACAACCAUGGGUCAGUCUUCUUCUAAACCCGAUGCAAAGGCUCACAAUAUGGCCUCCAGCCUUACUGAAUUCUUCAAGAAUUUCAAGAUGGAAAGCAAAAUCAUUUCUAAGGAGACCAUCGAUUCAAUUCAGUCAUGUAUCCAAGAAGGAGACAUCCAGAAGGUGAUUUCUAUAAUCAAUGCUGCCUUGACAGACAUUGAGAAAGCCCCCCUGAACAUCGCUGUGACAGGGGAGACAGGGGCAGGGAAGUCCACGUUCAUUAAUGCCCUUCGGGGAAUAGGACAUGAGGAAAGUGAGUCAGCUGAGAGUGGAGCGGUGGAGACAACCAAGGACAGGAAGAAAUACACCCACCCUAAGUUCCCUAAUGUGACCAUCUGGGAUCUCCCUGGGGUUGGGACAACUAACUUCAAACCAGAAGAAUAUCUGAAGAAAAUGAAGUUCCAGGAGUAUGAUUUUUUCCUGAUCAUCUCAUCUGCUCGCUUUAGAGAUAAUGAAGCCCAGCUGGCUGAAGCAAUCAAAAAAAUGAAAAAGAAGUUCUACUUUGUUCGGACCAAAAUUGACAGUGAUUUGUGGAAUGAGAAGAAAGCUAAACCCAGUUCCUACAAUAGGGAGAAAAUCCUGGAGGUGAUCCGAAGUGACUGUGUAAAGAAUCUGCAGAAUGCUAACGCAGCCUCUACUCGUGUCUUCUUAGUCUCAAGCUUUGAGGUAGCACAGUUUGAUUUUCCUAGCCUGGAGUCCACCCUUUUGGAAGAGCUGCCAGCACACAAGCGCCACAUCUUCGUGCAGUGCCUCCCUACCAUUACUGAGCCUGCUAUUGAUCGCAGGAGAGAUGUCCUGAAACAGACAAUCUGGCUGGAGGCUCUGAAGGCUGGAGCGUCGGCCACCAUCCCCAUGAUGUCAUUCUUCAAUGACGACAUUGAGGAAUUUGAGAAGAUCCUGAGCCACUACAGGGCUUGCUUUGGGCUAGAUGAUGAGUCGCUGGAAAACAUGGCCAAGGAGUGGUCCAUGUCUGUGGAGGAGCUGGAGUCCACCAUUAAGUCACCCCAUUUGCUGUCAAGUGAGCCGAAUGAAUCUGUGGCGGACAAGCUGGUGAAAACCAUGGAGAAAAUUUUUGCCGUCACUGGCGGAUUCGUAGCCACUGGCCUUUACUUUAGAAAGAGUUACUAUAUGCAAAAUUAUUUUCUUGACACAGUGACAGAGGAUGCUAAAGUUCUACUUAAGAAAAAAGUCUUUUUGCAGGACAGUGUGGACUCUGAGUAAGGUUCUAAAGAUGGAGAGAGUGAGGCAGUUGGCCUGGGACUUAGGUGACUUUAGUGUCUUCAGGACGCUGGAGAGACGACUGAGGGCAUUCCUGAAGCACCCUGGUCAGGCUGUGAUAUCUCAUAGGCUUUGUGACCCUUGGGGGAAAUAGAGGGAUCAGCAUUAUGUCCCUCCUAACACGAGUCUUGUACAAUGUGCUAGUGUGAACUCUCUGGGCAAGGAGUUUUCAGAAAUGACUGUUUUUAGACAGGGUCUUACUAUGGCUCUCUUGGAUCUCCUUCUCUACAGAAGUAGACCAGGCUGGCCUUGAACUCACACAGAAAUCCUCCUGCCUCUGCCUCUGCCUCUUGAGUGCUGGGAUUAAAGGUAUACACUACCAUACUUGGAAGAUUUUUUUUUUUUUGAAAAAUAUAUAUAUCCACCACACGACUUGAUUUUGUGCUGCUUUGCUGAGAACACUCCCAGGCUGAUGAUAUCAUUUACAGUUUUCAUAUAUAUGGUUUGUAUAUGGUUCGUAUAACAGAGUGUAACAGAAAACAGUGGGGACCCAUCGCCUGAGUCACAGUAUUUGCUGCAGCCCUUCUGCAGAGGUGCCAUUACCCAAGACAGGGAUGCAGUCUGAGGUUUGCACACUGGAGAGUCCUCACACGUUAACAGACAAUGCUUCGUGCAUGGAUCAUGACGGUAGGAAAUUAGAGGAAAGAAACUAGUGGUUGACAAGGAAGUCCUCACCCAAAAUACAGAAUUUCCUUAAUCAUGCGCAAAGAUACUCAGUCUUCCAUCCAGAGGCUGAAAUGUAAAUUAGCAGCCAUGCCACUUUCAGGAAGUCGAAUUUGCAUGUGAGAUUGUAGAUAAGCAGUUUCUGUGAUGCAGUGUUGGUGUCAACACAAAAUCAUGACACAGCCCGUGGUGUGACCUCUGAGAAAAUUAUACAUGCAGUUACUCUUUGACACUCUUUAAAUAUUGCCAGACAGCGCAAACAGGUAUAUUAGGUUUUGGGUUAUCAGCUGUGGGACUUUUUAAGAUUGAUUGUGUCUAGGGACUGGAAAGAUGGCUCAGAGAUUUAAGAGCACAUACUAUCCUCAUAUAGGACAAGAGUUUGGUUCUCAGCGCCCAUGCCAGACAACUCACAAUUUCUUAUAACUCCAGCUCUGGGGGUGGGGGUGGAGGUAGAGGUGGCGUGGGG